Molecule: messenger RNA, 504 nt
Organism: Prunus armeniaca (apricot)
Lineage: Eukaryota; Viridiplantae; Streptophyta; Magnoliopsida; Rosales; Rosaceae
Source: the annotation of a GenBank genome assembly
AUGAGUAGAGAUUCAUGUUGCGUUCCAACUAAUAAGGAGAGAUACCAGAGGUCGGUUGGGAGAUUAAUCUAUUUAUCACUUACACGUCUUGACAUUGCCUAUGCGGUAAGUGUUGCUAGCCAAUUUAUGCAUUCACCUACUGAGGAUCAUAUGGCUGCUGUGAUAUGUAUUCUGAGUUACUUAACGUCUGCUUCUGGAAGGGGUUUAUUACUUAAAAAGCAUGGUCACUUGGAUCUAGAAGGUUACACUGGUGUAGAUUAUAUAGGGAACAUUACAUAUAAGUGUUCUACAUCACGUUACUUCACCUUUGUUGGAAAUAACUUAGUUACUUGGCAUUGCAAGAAACAAAAUGUUGUAUCUCGGUUUUUUGCAGAGUGUGAGUACAUAGGGAUUGCCCAAGGGAUUUGUGAAAUACUAUGGUUGAGGUGGUUACUUACUGAAAUUGGGUUUAAACAGAGAACUGCUACAAAGCUCCAUUGUGAUAGCAAUGUGCAUUUGAUAUAG